Peniophora sp. CBMAI 1063 is the source of this 1257-nucleotide messenger RNA. NCBI's taxonomy places the organism in Eukaryota, Fungi, Basidiomycota, Agaricomycetes, Russulales, Peniophoraceae. The record is from the annotation of a GenBank genome assembly.
AUGGCAUCACUCAAGCAGCAAACGGCAGAGAUGCUCGAGAUCCUACAGAUAUCCACCGAGCCGAACGUCCGAUACUCUAUGGCGUCCCCAUAUGAUGGUGAUAUCGAGAUUCCAGACGAACCAUUCGCAGAGCCCGUAUCACGACUGCGGAGACUGGCCUUAGAAGGCGACCUCAAGUUUACAUGGCGCAAUACGCUCUUUCAUCCUGAUCUCACACAUAUUUCUAUCAUAAACAUCGCUCGUGCUUCUCUUCCCACGAUGGACGAGCUGCUCGGCUGUCUCAGCAGGUGCCCAUUGAAGGAGCUAGUUCUCCGCAAUUGCUUUCCGGCAAGCUCCGCGUCAGUGACAGCCCCAUCAGCCGACAAACAUCGUUCAGUCAACCUCGCCGCGCUUCAACUACUAGCAGUCGAAGGGAAUCCCGUGGAGAUCGCGGAUCUCUUGCGCCGUGUGCGCCUGCCGGCGAGUUGCAGCGUCGGCCUCAUUGAUCGAUACGUCUGGCGAGACAGACCCACAUCCGUCAUGUUAGAGUCUUUGGAUGUCCAGAUAGACUCCGUAUUGGCGUCCCCUCACGCUUUGCGAGAGCCUCGCCUUCAAUAUGGGCAAACAGAUCGACCCGAGUGUCAUUGGUCUCUCACAGACGAGUCCUCUUCUCCACCGAAGAACGGAGACGAGGAGAUGCGCGGACCAUUCUCGCUAUCCCUCGACAUCCUACCCGUGUCUACGACCUCGAACAUCAUCCGCGCCAUGGGCAUAUUCGCCACCGCGUUCCUUCAAGUGACGCGCCUCUACCCUCUUCAUUCCCUCACAACGUUAUCUAUCUGCACCACCUCGACCCUCGUAGCAAGUGAAGAUGCGUGGAUCGUCAUACUGCGUGAACUGCAGCGUGUCGAAGGUUUGGACGUGGAGGGUGCAUGUUGCUACACCUUCGCCUCUGCAUUCUCGAACAUAUCCGAGGAUGCACAAGCGCUGCCGCGCUUGAAACGCCUCGCCGUCACACAUGCACACUUGUCAUACCCGCUCGGACGGGCCGGGCUGGCUAUGAAGCUCGAGAGCGCGCUCGUCAAGCGCAAGGCGAUCGGCGCGUCCGCGUUGAGUCUCGAGCUCGAGUAUUGUCAUGUCUCUCUAGCGCAGCUGGAGAAGUUGGAAAGGGCAUUGGGAGGGCACGUAGAGGUGAAAGGAAGCCCUGAUGCGUGGGGGAUAGGCGAGGAUGAAGACGAAACUUCCGUGGACGAGUCCGAUUCAGCUGUAUCAGAGUAG